This is a messenger RNA of Equus caballus (horse), 1372 nucleotides long. RefSeq names its product chromosome 5 C1orf162 homolog (gene C5H1orf162). NCBI's taxonomy places the organism in Eukaryota, Metazoa, Chordata, Mammalia, Perissodactyla, Equidae. The record is from RefSeq and is a predicted model, not a curated record.
ACUUGUCUUAUUCUGCUGUAUUCUGGGAUAUGCAUAUAUUCUAUAAAUGUGUCAAAAGAUACAAAAGCAGCUUUCUGCUUAUGGGAUUAGAAAAUACAUAAUGUUAGCCUCAAAGAGGAAGUAUGCCCUCAUGUUUAGACAAAAUCGUUGCAACACAUAGCUUGAUGGUGGUAAUCGCUUCGUCAUUUCUGAAAAAUAGGAGUCGUAACGGAAGCAAAUUGAAAAGACAAUUGCGUCUUAUGACUGGAUUUCUUCUUAAAAGAAUACUACUCGUUACACCAACAUGCUCCUUCUGUCAGUCCAGUUUGUACAUCAGUGUCCUGUGAGUUGAUGGGUGGUAGUUAGCGCUGGAGCAAUCAGUCAAUUCCUGCUGCCCUGAUGAAAUCAAAUAUCUGGACCUGCAAAGCUGAGGACCGGCUGCUGAGCUGUGGUAACCACGCCAUGUGAAGUCUGUGAGCACUGGCCUCACUGGGAUACCCACCCACGAUUUGCCGCUCUCAUUGCUACUCUUCUAGAUGAAGAUCACAACUGGCCCCUCCACUGCCUCUCCUUUCCAAGCUUUCUAAGAGGUACAUUUUUUUUUAUUCUCAGGAGAAGACAGCAUGGGAGGAAGUCACUCUAAACCUGACAAACCCCACACCACGGCUGCCCCAACCACGACCUCCGUGCAGUGCUCCUCUGCCCACUCCAACAAAGAACUUCAUUUGGUCUUAGCCUUUUUUGCUGGGGUUCUACUGACACUGCUGCUGAUGGCCCUUGUCUUCCUCAUCAUAAAGAGCUACAGAAAAUGUCACUCCAGUCCCCAGGCUCUGGAUCCUCGCUCAGACCCUGCAGCCAAGCUUUCAUCUGUCCCAGAGGAGGCUCUCACGUAUGCCAGCAUGAAUUUUAAAAGCUCGGAAGGAAAGAGAGAUCACUUGACUACAAAUCAUUUUUCAGACUCAGACCCCGUUGUCUAUGCUCAAAUUAAAGCAACAAACUCCUCCUGCCGUUCCAGUGAGGCUUGAAUCCAGUUCCUCUCAUCUCAGCUCCAUCUUCAUACAUCACUUUCCCUUUUUACAAAUUUUGGGCCACAACCUGGGUGAAACUGCAGAUGGAGUUGUUUGGGUGUGAUCUUGCAAUGUUAGCCAGCAGUUUUGAAGACAGAGGGUCAGUCUUUUUCCUGCCCUGGGAAAAGAUUGCUGGCCCUCCCACGUGUAAUGACAGCCUCCUAGCCCCAUGAGGGCUGAGACUGCCCCCCUUGUCCCCUUCCAAAGUGUGUGGUACAGAGCUCAGUGCACAAAGAGUGUUCAUUCAGUGUCAUUGUUCAGCUUGAGAGGAGUCAACCAAAUGAACAAUCUAGCAAGAAUUACAAAUAAAAGCAAACCCUCUACAA